AUGGCGAAGGAACAGCGUCAUACAUACGCUCACAUACAGGAAGCAGCGGCACCCAUACGCAUAAACUCACAUGCAACGAGCGGCGUCAUACACGCACACACACACAACGACGGAUCUCCAAGCAUUCUUAACAGGACGAAAAGCAACCUGCAAAAGCGCAUCUUCACAGGAUUGGCCGACGGAACUGUACAGGACAGGUUAGCAUUUAUUGAGUCGGAAGCAGCUCGAGAGGCAGUAAAAAUUGAGGUUAGACUAUCGAAAAUAGAAGAAGUAUGGCGUAAAUUCGAAGAAGUACAAGAAGGUAUAGAGCUUCUUAAUUUAGAUGAAAGGGGUGAUCUAAUAGAUGAAGCAGUCGCAGAUAGAAACGCAAAUGAACGAGCAGCAUUCGAAGAACAGUAUUUAGAAUUGGAAGCGAACGCGCAAGCAAAACUCAGGGUAGCCAAGGCCGAGAAUGACUCGUUUCUGUCGUUAAUACAUAACAAUAGAAGUUUAUCCGCAAUUCAAAAAUUCCAAUAUUUACGAAGCUCAUUAAAAGGUGAAGCUCUUCAAAUUCUUAACUCAUUAAACACUUCCGUGCAAAACUACGAUAUAGAAUGGGAAUUACUAGUAAAGCGUUACGAGAAUAAGCGAUUGAUAAUUAACACUCACACAAAAGAAUUAUUAGAGUUCCCGGUUGUUUCAAAGGAAAGUACUGCAAGUCUGAGGACCUUUAUAGAUCAUAUUCGUACGCAUACACGAGCGCUAAGGUCAUUGGGUCAGCCAGUCGAGCAAUGGGACACGCUACUCAUCUACUUAGCUUCAACAAGGCUAGACUACAACACGAGACGCGAUUGGGAGGUAACAAUAAGUAAGCGAGAGCAGCAAAACAUGCCAACCAUGGAGGAGUUGUUAAACUAUUUAGGUGAACGUUGUAGCACGCUGGAAAUGCUGGACAAAGGAAAGCUAAAACAGGAAUUAUAUAAGCAGGCGACACAGAAAAACAUUGGGAGCGAGAAACGAGUAGCGCUUGUUGCAACGAGUGCAGAAAAAUGCGCUUUCUAUGAGGGAGACCACUUCCUAUACAAAUGCGAAGAGUUUUUAAAGCUAUCGGAAACUAAAAGGCGAGAAGAGGUCAUGCAAAGAGGGUUAUGUUUGAAUUGUCUCAGAAAAGGGCAUUUAGCUAAAACUUGCAAAUCAACGAGAUGCAGAAAUUGCUCGAAAUCACACAACACAUUAUUGCACGUAGAAUCGAGACAGCCUUCUUCUCAACCUGAAGGAACAUCAAAAACACAAUCUGUUGGGCUUCAUAGCGCUUGCAGAAGCAUAAUGGAAGUAGCAGAAAACAAACAGCAGACAACACUGAAAAGUGAAGGCUCACUAAUCAACGCAGGAGAGACAGCGAUGGCUACGUAUUGCUCAAGGAAGUCCAUUAGUCAUGUGAUGCUCUCAACCGCCCAAGUGUACGUUUGCGACGUAUACGGCAAUCAAAAAAGAAGUCGAGUCCUUCUGGAUCCAGGUUCACAAUCCAAUUUGGUCACUUCCAGUUUGAUACGAUUGAAGCUUUCAACAACAAAGGAGAAUGUGCCUAUAAGCGGCAUAAAUCGAUCUCAAACGAGAGUACAGCAAUCCGCCCGGAUCAAAUUGAAGUCGAUGUAUAACAACUUUAGUACAACUUUGGAUUGCUUGAUACUACCAACGAUAACGGAGAAAAUUCCGCAGAUAAAACUCAACGCAAUACUAAACUUACCAGAAGAUGGGCAGUUAGCUGAUCCUGCUUAUGGAACGCCAGGCGAGAUAGACCUGCUUAUCAGAGCAGGUUUAUUUUGGUCACUGAUGCGCAUGGGUCAUAUCAAACAAGAGAAAGAUCAGCCGACGCUGAUAGAGACACAAUUGGGAUGGAUUCUCGGAGGCGAGAUAAUCAACUCACAAGGGAUACCCGCAUAA
This is a messenger RNA of Linepithema humile (Argentine ant), 1923 nucleotides long. The record is from RefSeq and is a predicted model, not a curated record. NCBI's taxonomy places the organism in Eukaryota, Metazoa, Arthropoda, Insecta, Hymenoptera, Formicidae.